This is a messenger RNA of Cucurbitaria berberidis CBS 394.84, 602 nucleotides long. RefSeq lists its product as uncharacterized. The transcript has a single exon. The record is from RefSeq and is a predicted model, not a curated record. NCBI's taxonomy places the organism in Eukaryota, Fungi, Ascomycota, Dothideomycetes, Pleosporales, Cucurbitariaceae. The coding region runs from base 60 to 446 and encodes 128 amino acids.
GAGCGAAAUGAAUCGAAAGUCUCACGACGGCGGGUUUUAGCGAGUUCCCCUUUGGUGGCAUGGUCAGGCGGGGCAGGUCAACUUCAGACGCCAAGGCAACCCAGAAGCUCGCGUUGCAGCUUCCCGAAUUACUCGCAGCUCGCAGCGCCCUCAGCAGUCACCCAUCGCCGCCCGUCUUAGCCGCCGCGGCCGGUCGAUUUGGAACACUCUGCAGCGAUUGCAAAGGAUUGAAUAAGCGUCGCCGUUCCCUGCGUUGCGCCUCUUCCUCGGCCAGUAUCGCGAGCGCCCGCCGCAUUUGCCUGCCUACCGUGCACGGCCGGUUCCUCCGCACAGCCUCCUCCACCCCGUUGCUGUACCCACGUCCAACGCCCGCCGCAGCCUGCGCGAACGACAGAUCCUGCACGAGUUCGAGCGAGAAGACGUCCUCGGAUAGCUGCGAGCUCUGAGAGCCGCCCAUCUACCUGCCCUCCCCACCCCUCUUCGCCUCCUCGUCCACCUGCGCAUCAUGGACGGAGCUGGGCAGCCCAACCUGCGCAUCACCAGUGCGUCUUACCUACCUUCGAGUGCAAUAGCGCCCUCGUUGCGCUUCACCACCAAUCUGA